Molecule: messenger RNA, 1449 nt
Organism: Adineta steineri
Lineage: Eukaryota; Metazoa; Rotifera; Eurotatoria; Adinetida; Adinetidae
Source: the annotation of a GenBank genome assembly
AUGGGUUGGGAAGAUCUACCAACUAUUUUAUUAGAAGAUAUCUUCAGUUUUCUUUCACUCUCUUAUCGAUAUAAUUGUUCUCAAGUUUGUCGAUCAUGGUAUGAAACAUUUCAUUCACCUGUUAUUUGGUAUACACUUACAUUUGAUGGUAUAUUAUUUACACGUAAAAGAUUUCAUUUCUAUCGUGGUAUGGAACGUAUUUUUAAUCCAUAUCGUACUCAAUUUUAUUUAUCACGUAAAGGUGAACAUUUAAGACGAUUAAUAAUUAAACCGAUUAUUGAAUAUAAUAAUAUGUGUGAUUUUCUUAAUAUGUUAACUAAUUUUAUUAACUAUCGUGAUCAUAAUAAUUAUCCAUUUCGAUAUCUUGAAGAAUUUUCAUUUACAUUUUAUGUUUUAAUAUCUUAUGAUAAUGAUUUAAAUAAUCAAAAUGCAUUUAUGAAUCAUUAUUAUCAAGAAUCAAAUGUAUUUAUACGUGGUAAAAAACGUUAUUAUGGUACAGGUGGUGUUAUUUUACAAACAUUACGUCGUUUUAUAUCAUCGAUACGUUGUUUAAAACGUUUUCAUUUAAAUAAUCUUUUUCUUGGAUCAGAUUCUGAUAUAGGUGCAUGUUUAGAUGAACUUAUUGAACAUUCAUGUGAAACACUUCAGUAUAUUGAAAUACUUAAUUAUACAUCACAUACUAUACCAUUGUACAUCGUUGGAUUAUUUUCAAAUUUAAAUACAAUAUCAAUUAGUUCGCAUUCAUUGGAUGAAAAUGUUUUACUUCUGUUUGCUAACCAUUUAAUUCAUUUAUAUCGUUUAAAUAUUGUACAAGAUGAAUUAACUACACCGUGUCGAUAUCCAGAUACAGUUUGGAGUGAAAUUGAAAUUAUUUUACGUGAAAAUAAAAGACAAUGGUUUAUUCAAAUGAUUACACAAGGAAAAUGUAAAUGUGAACCAUAUUGGCCUGGAAGUCCAGCACCUGUACGUGCUAUUGUUUAUAAUACAUGCUCAAUUAAAGUUGAUAAAACAUCGAUUUAUACUUGUAUGGAACAAUAUAAGACUACGUUGGAAACUUAUGCUCAUCUAAAAUCAAUGUGUCGAGUUUAUGUACCACGUUCAUUUUUAGAACGUGCUGAUACAGCUUAUAUAGGUGUUGUAAAAACAUUUCGAUAUUUACAUACAAUAGCAAUUAAAGAACGAAUUUCAACAGCAACUUGUCUUCUUAUAGCUUAUUAUGGUACGAGAAAUAAUCUUAAACAAUUUUAUCUUCGUCGUAAUUGUGUUAUUUUACGAAAUGAAUAUCGUAAAUAUUUAUUUAAUGAAAACGGUGAUAAUAAUGAAUUUAUACAUAUAUGGUUAGAAAAAAAUUGUCGACAAUAUAAUCAAGUAGAAGAUGCUGUAACAAUAUUAUUUGGACGACAAUGGAAAAUGCUCACUGAUUGGGAAUAUAAUCAAAUUCGUGUUUGA